Molecule: messenger RNA, 4621 nt
Organism: Ruditapes philippinarum (Manila clam)
Lineage: Eukaryota; Metazoa; Mollusca; Bivalvia; Venerida; Veneridae
Exons: 3
Coding region: 1836-4478 (880 amino acids)
Molecular function (GO): microtubule binding
Source: RefSeq, a predicted model, not a curated record
UUUUAACCAACAACCUGUUAUGUCUGAUUCAUGAAUUUCAGAUUUGUCAGAAAACAACAAAAACAACAAAACAAAAACAAUUUGUUCUCAGAGUCUAGUUUUAGAUCAAAUAAAAAUAGGUACUUACAAUAUCAUACUAAAUAAGUUUAUUAUAUCAUACUAAAUAAGUUUAUUGGUUGGCUGGCAAUUAUGUGCACUGUUUAUAGGUGAAGUACGGUACCAACAUUUUUUGCCUAUUGACGAACCAUGAGCACAUGUAUCAGUAGAUUGUAUUCAAGUGUAAUCAUGGGUGAUCAUUGAUUACUGAGUCCACUAUACCUCUCUAAUACUGUUCAAAAUUCACAGAGAAAAUUUGAUAUCUUCAUACCUUACAGCCUUAGUUACCAAAUAUUCAAUAUUGGUGACUUUCUUUUUUUCGUUUGGAACAACUCUGAUUUUUUGGCCAACCUUCAUUUGCAAUUAAAAAUAAAACAAAAAAACAAAUCUGUGAGAUAAAGCAAACAAUCUGAUUUUAAGGAUGGACCUGUAUUGCAGUUCAGAUUUUAGUGGGGAGAAAAUGAUGUCUUGAAAGAAAUUCUUCUUCUAUAUAGCAUGGACUUGUUGAUGAAAAAAUAAACAAAGUGAAUUUCUGCCUAGCAGUAGUAGAAUAGCAUCCAGGUGUAUUACUUAUUCUUGAUGGAGUGAAUAGAAUUGAAAGAAAUACGGCACUUUGAAGACAGAUAAGGAUGAAUUUUUCUUACAGAUAGAAUUUUAAUGAGUGUUGAUAAAUUUGUUCCAUGAUGCUGGAUCUCUGAUAACAUAUGUAGGAAUACAGAUAGAUUUUACAUGUCAACAAAGUUUUAUACAUGUAUCAUUUCGAUGAACAUUUUGAUUUCAUUAUAUUAAGACUUAUAAAUUGGAAGAUAUAAUUUAUUGGAUGUAUUGAUAUGGAUGUUAGCAAAUAAUUUGUGACAAUACGUUUUUGAAGUUCAGUCAAUGCAUAAUACCCACUGAAAGAGAUAUUGGUUUCUACCCUGAAAUCAAAAUGAUUAUAUAGAGAGAAUUAUGGUAGAUUUUAUGGAAUAGAAUGUGGAUUAAUUUGCUCUCGAUGGAUUAAAGGAUUAGGACUGUUUUUAUUGACAUAUUUCAUUUAUUGUUGCAUGUGUUUUUAGAAUAACCUCGGAUUUUGAGGACAUUUCCUUCUUUUUGCUGUGAAGAAAUCAAAAUUGAAUGUCAUUGAAAAGUUUUAUUGUGUGAAUUGUUUAUGUAUAUUGACAGCUACAUCCGUACUGGUAAUAGAUUAUUGGAAAAGAAUUUUUAUGUCAGACCAGACACACUAAAGUCUUUACUGUAUUGCUAAGUAUUAAAAGGAUUAUUUUGUCGUUAAAAAGGACUUUUUGUUGUGACAAUUAAAACAAAUAUAGGGUUGGAUAAAACGAUAAAUGGACUUAAAUAUUGGAGUAUUCAGAAGUGUAUAGGUAAAAUAAACUUGCGGGUGACGAGUUAUUGUAUAUGGAGUAGAAGGAUUUAGAAGUAUAUAUUGAUAGAAUAACUUCAAAAAAGUAUAAUGCCUGUACAAUAGCUCAAUAUACAAAUAUAAAAUUAUACAAAGGGUUGCAACAUGUUGAUAAGAGUAGAUCUCUUUAUACGCUGACAAUAACUUUACAAAAACUUUAUUGCAUGUAUUGAAAGCAGAUAUCAGGGAGUCAGUUUUAAGUCAUAGAAACUAUUCACUGCUACUAGAAGUGGAAGAAACUAUUCCUUACUACUGUAUAAAAGUAAGGAGUAAUUCUUGGAAUGUAUUAGUAUUAUUUAUCUAAGGAAGUACUGUUGACAGCAAGAAAAAAAUAAAGAAAAUGUCGUAUCCAUAUAAUGAUUUACCGAAAGGAUUUAACAUGGGCUGGGAGAGUGGGCCUGUGGUUGGAUCCUUAGAUAACAUUGGCCACAAGGCUGGUGGUGGGAAUAAACUUAUCCAUACUGAACGCCUUCACUGGGAAAAGAAGUCAAAAAUUGGGUCUCUGGACAAGAGGCACAUGGAACUAGCACGUCCUAAAUCUUUGCAUGGCAACAAACCUGGAGACAAUAUUGUACGUUUACUUCCAUACAGAGAUGAGUUUUAUAAAAAGUUUAAAAAUUUGAAUUAUGAUGAGAGAGGUCAUCCUUACAUACGUGUGGAAAAAGAGAAAUUCAAUGGUCAUGCAAAAGUUGGCUCUCUGGAUAAUAAAAACCAUCAGCCAGGUGGUGGGAAUUUUAAGAUUGAGAACAGAAAACCUGAGUGGCUGGCUCAACCAAAAGUGGGUUCAUUAGAAUAUGCCCAUCAUAAACCUCAAGGUGGCAAUAGACCUAUCAUAGAUGAAAAACCUCAGUGGAAUGCAACACCAAAAGUGGGAUCAUUAGACAAUAAGGAUUACAAGCCUGGUGGUGGUGGUGUUCAUAUUCCAACACAGCGGUUACACUGGGAAACACAGGCAAAAAUUGGAUCAUUAGACAAUAAAAAUCAUACACCACGUCAGCCAACUAAGAAGAUCAUUGAUAACCCAGUGAAUUUUAAUGUACCAGCUAAAAUUGGAUCUCUUGAAAAUAAAGAUCAUAGACCAAGUGGCGGUAAUGUUCCAAUAGUAGAUACAAAAUUACACUGGAAUGCUCGCCCAAAGAUUGGAUCAUUAGAUAAUAAAGAUCAUCAGCCAGCUGGAGGUCAGGUGAAAAUUUCUACUAUUCCAACAAUUUGGGAGGCCAAUCCAAAAGUAGGAUCCCUUAUUAAUGCCAACCAUCGACCAGGAGGUGGCAAUGUUGAGAUUGAAAAUAAACCAAGACGAUACCAUGCAGAAGCAAAAGUAGGUUCACUGGAUUAUGCUACUCAUCAAGCAGGUGGCGGAAAUGUUCCAAUAUUUAGCGAUCAACCAAAGUGGAAAGCUGAUGCCAAAGUGGGUUCCUUAGAUAAUGCUCAUCAUCGACCAGGUGGUGGACAGAAGUCAAUAUCAUCCAGUCCUAUUCCAUCUUACAGAAAAACAGUUUCGCCAAAAGUGGGAUCUUUAGAAAAUGCUCAUUAUAAACCAGGACAUUUCAAUAAACCUUUUAAAUUGACGUAUGGUAAAGAUGAAACCAUGUAUGAUCCAAGUAUAUUUGGGCGGUUUUCUAGAUCAUUGAGUCGAGCAUAUUCAAGAAAUUCAGCUCAGACAGUACACUGGUUGUAUGUGCCGCCCAUCGAUAUGGGCUGGGAUGCAGAGGCUAAAGUUGGAACUCUGGGAAAUAUAAACUACAUUCCAGGUGGUGGGAACAAAGUUAUAGAAACUCAGCCUGUAAGAUGGAAAGGGGAGGCAAAGGUAAAUUCAAUUGAUGUAGAGCAUAUGAGAAAAGUACAAAGAUAUACCCCGGCACUUGAAGAUCUGACUAAAAAGAUUAAAUUACCACCAAAUAUUCCAACAGAGAACUUAAAAAAUGUUGAAUAUACUGAGAAGGGUGCAUACAUGAUAGUCAAUCAAGAAAAAAUACAAGCAGAGGCCAAAGUAAAGUCUUUGGAAAACAAGGACUAUCAUCCCCCAGAACCAAAGGUGAAAAUUGUAGAUGAGAAACCGCAUUGGCAGAAGAAAUCCAAAGUUGAGACAUUCAAAAAUAUUGACUACACGCCACGUCAGCAUGAAAUAAAAAUCCAUACUGAAAAACUGAAUUGGAAAGCAAAACCUGCUGUUAAUUCAUUAGAGAAUGUUAAAUUCAAACCUCAAGGUGGAGGAGUUCAAGUUUUUACCCAGAAACUUAAGUGGCAUGAUAAACCAAAAAUUAAUACACGUGAAAAUAUACGUUACUCUCCACCCCCUAGCACUCGUAAAAUCAUAAAUAGUCCACUGAAAAUAAAAGCUCAGCCCAAAAUCGAUGAUGAUAACCAUAUGUACCAACCUAGAGGUGGUAAUGUUGAGAUAAUUAAUGAACCAGUGCAUUGGAGAGCAUAUCCAAAAGUUGAUAAUGACAAUCUGAGGCAUUAUCCUGGUGGUGGAAAUGUUCAUAUACCUAAACAUAACCUCAGAUGGGAUGCUAAACCGGUAGUUAAUAGUUUUGAAAACAAGAUGUAUACUCCCAGUGGUGGCGAUGUACAUAUUGUGAAUGAAAUUCCACGAUGGCGUGCUCUGCCUAAAAUACAAUCAUUAACAAAUGUGGACUAUAGACCACGUGGUGGAGAUGUUAGGAUCCAUAAAAACCAUCUUCAUUGGUCAAAGAUUCCAAAGGUGAAUUCCCUUGAAAAUGUUGGUUGGCAGCCAAAACCAAGUCAUGUAACUAUAGCAAAAAACAACGUGAAUUUUAAAGACGGUAUAUUACCAAAAGUAGAUUCACUUACAAAUGCUCACCAUAAGCCUGCAAAUAUUGGCAAGAAACGGAAGAUUCAAUACUCAAAAUAUGAAACCAAGUAUACAGAACAGAAAGGAUAUCUAAGUAUGGCUGAGGAUUUAAGAUAUAGUGCUAGUUCCACUGGGAGCUCAUUUAGGUCUCCACAGACUGUACCAUGAGAGAUAUAGAAACACAGAAAUUAAACUUCAAAGAAACAGCAAAGGCCCGUACGGACACUGGAGCCAGUACUGGGGAGAGACGGAGCUCCCUGAGAUCUGGUAGUGUAACCUCAUCACAGGAUGGCAGUCUUGUGGAAUAAAAC